Didymodactylos carnosus is the source of this 1008-nucleotide messenger RNA. Lineage: Eukaryota; Metazoa; Rotifera; Eurotatoria; Philodinida; Philodinidae. The record is from the annotation of a GenBank genome assembly.
AUGCUUUGCCUACGGUACUGCAGCAUUUUGCUCGUAUUUGUACUUUGGUCGACAGUCGAUGGUCGCCGUCUAUCUCUAUUCGAUGUGCGUAUAGAUCAUUACAAAGUUGAGACCAUUCAGGAUUUAGUUAUCAAUACUCCACGACCUCGAUUUUCUUGGAAAAUUCGCGUUUUGGACAAUGUAUCACAACGAAAUGUUCAACAAACAGCUUAUCAAAUGCAAAUUCAAUCGAUAAAAAUAACUCAACGAGAUAAUCAAUUUGCAUGGGAUAGUGAACGUGUUGUGUCAUCACAAUCAAUUCAUGUACCAUAUACAGGUCAAAACGAUCUUUUAUCAUCAACAUUUUAUCGUUUUCGUGUGCGAGUUUGGACAACAAACUCAGAAGAACCAAGUGAAUGGACGGAUUGGAUUCAAUUUCGAACGCCUAUAUUCAAUUUACAUGAAUAUCUAACAGCAAACAAUGCUCUUCUUUGGAUUGGAUCGACAAAGAUCAAUAUGAAUGAAUUAAGAAAAGAAUUCAUGGUUCCAAAUGCUAGUCCUAUCAAAUCAGCAAUUGCUUAUAUUUCUGGUAUUGGCUAUUAUGAAUUUUAUCUAAAUGGCAAUAAAGUGGAUACAAGUCGAAAACUGGAUCCUGGUUGGACAUCCUACGAAAAACGUACUCUGCUUGCUUCAUUUGAUUUAACAGCGAAUAUCACAGCUGGCAUGAAUGCUGUAGGUGUCAAAUUGGGCAAUGGUUGGUAUAGUCCAGAACAGCAUGGCAAAUCUGGCUAUGGCCCACCUCGUCUUAUUUUUAUCUUGUCUAUGAUAUUUGAGGAUGGUAAUGAAAUACAAGUUCUUAGUGAUCAGACAUGGACUGGUCGAGAAGGUUCAAUUAAACACGAUAGUAUUUAUAAUGGUGAACUAUACGAUAGUCGAAAUGAUCGUCCUAACUGGGCUCGAGCAGGAUUUAAUGAUUCUUUAUCAGCUUGGAUUAUGCCUGAAUCAAUGCCAUCACCACUUAACAGUUCG